AAAUAAUGUCACUGGAAUCAUUAAAUAACUUACCUUCUGGAAGGAAUAAUGCAUUGGAAUCACUCAGGCUGCGGGCUCAGGCUAAUGACAUGAGACUGUCUCACCUUCAGGAACUCGUAAGGCUAAGUUCUGAGCCCGAGAGUACAAGUACUACUGAGCUGUCUACUGAGCUGUCUGCCGUUACAAGGGACAGAGAUAAAAUCAGAGAAGAGUAUGAGGACAGUAAGAGAGCUCACGGGGAAGAGAUCAAAAAAAUGUGUGAAAAAAACACAGAACUCAGAACAGGGUACGAAAAUAUUACAAAAGAACACGCAGAACUCACAACAAGGUACGAAAAUAUAAAAAGAAAAAACGCAGAACUCAGAAGAGGGUACAAAAAUAUUACAAAAGAAAACACAGAACUCAGGGAAGAAAACGCAGAACUCAGAAGAGGGUACGAAAAUAUUACAAAAAAAACCGCAGAACUCGGGGAACAAAAUGCAGAACUCAGAAGAGCGUACGAAAAUAUUACAAAAGAAAACGCAGAACUCAGGGAAGAAAAUGCAAAACUCAGAAGAGGGUACGAAAAUAUUACAAAAGAAAACGCAGAACUCAGGGAAGACAACGCAGAACUCAGAAGAGGGUACGAAAAUAUUACAAAAGAAAUCACAGAACUCAGGAAAACUGUGGAAAAUCAUCAGCGCCUAGUGGAAGAAGCGCAGUGUAUAAUAAAUAGAAAUGCUCCUGAACCUGAGGAGGCUGAGACCCAUGGUUCGUGGUGUCAUGGUGCCAAACACCUGCUUAAAGUAGGUCUUGCCACAGCGGCCAUUGUUGUUCCUGCAGCUUGCUGGGCCAUCUCAAAGCUUUUUGGCUGAAGUGAAUGUCCCGCUCUGUGGGAUCAUGAUUCCAAAGAGCGGGGAUCGCUACACAUCCACAAUUACAGUAGGGCUGUAAUUGUGGAUGUGGACCAGUUACCCUUUAAAAACAGUAAUGAUGUUUUCCAGCCACAUCCUGGCGUUGUUCCCGCUGGUGCAGGGUCCGCUCUUUGCGAAGGUUUCUCCAUUUGGUUCUGUCCAAGGCGUCCUCAGGUGAUGCGUUGACAGUCUUAAUGUCUUCCUUGAUUUUGUCCAUCCACCGUUUCUUCGGUCUGCCUCGAGGCCGGCGUCCUUCUGGGUCGAUCCUCAUAGCCGUUUUUGCUACAGAGUUCUCGUGUCCAUACCACCUCAGGUGGGACUCGAGCAUCUUUUGGACUCGAGCCACAGCCCACCAACCUGUCAUAAAUACGCUGUGCUCUCCUUUAUGUUUGAUUUUAUUUUGCCCCUCACCCCCCAACCCCCAACCAGUCAUGGCAGAAGACCGCCCCUCCCUGAGCCUGGUUCUGCCAGAGGUUUCUUCCUGUUAAAAGGGAGUUUUUCCUCUCCACCGUUGCCAGAGUGCUUGCUCAUAGGGGAUCAUUUGAUUGUUGGGGUUGAAUUUUUGGGUUUCAUUUAAAUGGCUUGAACUGAAAAACCUAAAAAUUCAGGUGAGGGUUUUACAUAGUGGAGAGCACUACAUUUGUUAACUGCACUUUUUUUAUUGUAGUUUUUGCAGUGCUUCCUACUACAAAAACUACAGAUAAAAACCUUGCAGUUAGCAGCAAAUCAAAAUAAAGUUUUUAUUUCAAAUAUAUUUCAUUAUAUUUUCUGUCAUCAUUUUAUUAUAGAUUAAGUGCGGGGAAAGUGAGUUUCAAGUACCGUAGCGAUGCUAAUGCACGUUCUCAGUUGUGUGUUCUCUAUAUGUCUUGUUGAAGUAAGACAGGAUGCAAAGGCUGUAACUGAUCCUUGCAUAGCCACUCAUGUGCUGUAUAUGAAUAGUUAUUUGCUAUUCAUGGGCUGUGAGUUACAGUACAUUGUAUUUCUUGAUGCAAGUGAUAUGUAUGUGUAACCGGAACAAAGGCUGAGGCAACCUGGUCACUGCGAGCCAAUGUUAUCUAUAUGUAUGAUGGUUAAUGUAUAUUCGCCAAGGUUAUUCCUGUACUUUUUUUUUUUUUAUUCCUGUACUUUUGACAAUGCGCUGACAGCUGUUAUGCCACACGUUACAAAGAAUUGCUGGUUCUUAUCAGAGGCGAUUAAUGACUUGUUCCCCUGUUGAUGUGCAGAAUAAAUCCUGCAGUUGAAUUGUAAACAAGUUAAUGAUCUGUGCCUCUUUAUUUCAAUAUACAGCUGCGGGAUCUAGGAUUGCACCCCUCCCAGGCACCUGUCACACCAGGGGGGCAACACAUACUCUGUCUCUUUUCAUAUAAUCUCAGCAGAGCCGGCUCGCCAGCAUCAAAGCCGAAGCCGACAAGGUGUACAGCUUCUCUGACAACACACCCAGCCCGUCCAUCGGCGUGGCCAGCAGGAUGGAGGCUGGCCUGGCGCCCACGCUCCACACGCUCACGCUCCUCGUGAGGGCGUCAAGAAGACGCUGUUUCCCCCUCAGGCGUCCAAUAAAGAUUCGCCGCACUACCCCAGCUACGACGCCUACUACUCCCCACCUACGCCAACAGGGUGGAGUCGGGCCGAGCGGCGAGUGUCGAAGCCGCCAUGUGGUACAGACAGGAGCCCAACUCGCGUCUGUGGUCCUCCGUCUACCCCAGCAAAUACUCGGAGGCUCCGAAACCGCAGGAGGACGACAGGUGGAAGGAGGAGCGGGACAGGAAGGUGAAGGAAGAGAGGCUGUGGCCCAAGGAGAGCCUCCAGAAAGAUGAGUCGGCAAAGGAGGCUCGGAGGGCAGGACACAGCUGGCCUCCGAGGAGCUCCACGGGGGCGGGAAGGAGGCGCGCCGAGCCACCCCGGGUACAGAGGCAUGCCCUCGGUCAUGAUGCAGAAUUACCCAGGCUGCCAGCCAGUUACUACGCUUCCUCAUACGGCGGGAAGGUGGUCGCAGGCGAGGACGGCGAGAAGCCCUCCAGGUCAAGUCCGUCUGUGAAGCUGUCCAGUGAGGCCAAAGAUCUGGACCUGCUGCAGCUGCACGACAGCCAGUACAAAAGCAAGUCACUGUCCAUCCAGGACAGCAAGACGCCGCAUGAGCGGGAGCGGGAGAGAAAGGGAGGGCGACCAGCCACGCUCCUCGCCCUCGCAACGCAUCAGUCCCAUCACCACCUGGGAUACCCUCUGUACGACCUGUCCUACCCCUCAGGCACACUUGAUUGGCCAGCCUCUAUGCCUCUCAGUCAUGUGACUGGAUCAAGUGAAGAAGCGUUUUUGUUUCCGUGACAUCAGUUCAUGGUGUUCUGUGUAUGUUUGACAUCUCUGCCUGGACGUCCAGCCGACUGCUCUGACCCUUGCUGGACCGGAUCCUGGUCCCGUUUGGUUUUGCCGGUUCUGGGCGGUCCCGUUAGCCAACAGGUGCUGCUGGGAUGCAGGUGGGCAGAAUUCACAGUGACGUACCUGCAGGGACGACUGGGCACUCUGUCAUUUUACGGCACUCGGAUUGGGUUUUUAUGUCCUGCGGUGACGUCUGACCUCUUUUAGAAGGACGGGCUCAGCUCUGGAUGACAUCACACCAUUACCUGGAUGCAUUUCAGCUUCACGUGAAAUAAAGAGAACACUGUGGAUGAAGGGGGGCCGGCCUCCUACUCUUCUUUUUGUCUGGUAGGCUGUGCCUCUGUUUUUCUACUGCUGUUGAUCUGAUAUUAAACCUGUAGCUGGUGGAGCAGUGCUCAAGCUCAGUGUCCUCAUUUAUUCCCUGAAAACACCAGAGAGAAGCUGAUGUCGUGAAAUGUCUUCAGGUCCUGGGAUGAUGGAAGGCAGGAGGAAUUCGCUCAGAUUAAAGGGUUCUUCUUUCAAAACAAAAAGCUUGCAGAUUCUGGUUUCAUUGUGUAGAAUAAAAUAUUUCCUGGUUUAAAAACAUAAAACAAAUGGAGAAGUGUGCUUAUGGAUGUCGAUCCAUCGAUUAUUCACUUUAUUCGGUAAUAUGUGGCCUCGUAGAGAACUGACCUGCCUAAUGUACUGCAAAGCACAUGUACAUAUAUUUCAGGAUCACUGUAACCUCAGUGGCUUUAAAUAAACUUUAUUUUGGAGUUUCA
Oreochromis niloticus (Nile tilapia) is the source of this 4027-nucleotide messenger RNA. RefSeq names its product zinc finger protein 609. The record is from RefSeq and is a predicted model, not a curated record. The coding region runs from base 2544 to 3215 and encodes 223 amino acids. NCBI's taxonomy places the organism in Eukaryota, Metazoa, Chordata, Actinopteri, Cichliformes, Cichlidae. The transcript has 5 exons.